Triplophysa rosa is the source of this 6773-nucleotide messenger RNA. RefSeq lists its product as uncharacterized. Gene Ontology annotation, molecular function: DNA binding. Gene Ontology annotation, biological process: DNA integration; DNA recombination. The transcript is spliced from 2 exons. Lineage: Eukaryota; Metazoa; Chordata; Actinopteri; Cypriniformes; Nemacheilidae. The record is from RefSeq and is a predicted model, not a curated record. The coding region runs from base 3942 to 6341 and encodes 799 amino acids.
ACAGAUAUGUUUCUAAAGAGGAUAGGGGUUUAAAAUCUAAUGCUGGUAAUCUUGCAUUUCAGGCUGCUUAAAGGUACAGUGCGGGAUGUUUUGUAUGAUCUAUUAACAGAAAUUCAAUAUAACAUACAAAACUGUGUCGUUUAGAUGUGUAUAAAAACCUUACGUAGUGAAAAGUUAUGUUUUUAUUACCUUAGAAUAAACCAGUUGUAUCUACAUAGGGCCUAUCUACAUGGAAUUUGUUAUGUUGCGCAGCCAUGUUUUGUACAGUAAGCUCUAACGGACAAACAGCUCUACAGAGCGCGUUUCGUAUAUGUUGGUCUUCGUGUGUUUUUUUAGACGCAGCUUGCGUCAUCACUGAGUUGAAGACGAACAAAGUAGUAAGUCGUAGUACGGAGAGAAGGAGGAGUAGUCGUCGUCUAGCUGAAGCAAUUGAUUGUUCUGUCUUAGAAGUUUUGAUAAAAUGGAGGACCAUGCGUAUUGUGCACAAGAGCCGACAGAGCGUGAAUCUCCGUCGUCAAAGAAGUGCAAACGUGAUGCUGCCAGACGAAUUAGAGACAAACGGCGGCAGAAAUCCAGGAUAAACAUCGGUGUAUCUAUUACCAGAUGGAAGGCGCUGUUGAAAGAAAAAUGUUUUCAAGGCGACGCCGAAGUUGCCUGUUUUCUGCUAGACUGGUAAGAUAAUUCAACAUUUUCAAUGUUUCCAGUUUUUCAAUGUUUACCAAACAACUGUUUUGUUGAAACGGUAGCGUUAGCAUUUUAUACAAAUGGCCAUAUAACCUCCGAAUAAUAAUGUUUUUCCGUCCCUGCGGUACGUACUCCGGUUGUUCCUGACUUUACAAAGGGGAAGACAAACGUCUACUAACUUACACCUAACUGCCUAUGUCGCUGUCAGAUCAAACGAUUUGAACAGCGUUGCUAUUUACGAUUAGCUAACUUUAGUUACUUCACUACUCUCAGCGUGUACUAGAUAGCACGCAAGAAAUAUAUCUAAUUAUAGAAUUGUAACAGUAACUUUCGCAAUAGAAUACAUGUUAAAGGAUUAAUUACGUUAAUAUAUUGCCUUACCUUUGUAAAGAAACAUCAUUGCUUGUAUCACUGCUAUCCGCUGUCUCAGUAGACGACAUCUUUUUUUACUGUUGCGGCCACCGUCGUACUUCGAAAGGGAGAUUCGUUGCAAAACUAUAAUACAACGCUAGUGGCCGCUGAUUUUCAAGAACUGCGCCUUUAAAUCAAGCACAAGCAGUUCUCUUUCAUCAUCUCGUUUCGAGAUCCACCUAUGGGAAGGGCAUCCGUACCUGACCUCUGCAGAAGCAUCUAAUUGCACCAAGUCUGGCUAGACAGACAGAAGCGCGCAGCCAAUGCCAGCCUCCGCUAGACGUGACAGUCGUCUAUUCAGCCAGGUUAGCUGUGUUUUUUUCUACGCAUCCUGAGCCGCCCACGCUCAUGCUUUUUUCACCUGCUCCCCAUUUACUUUCCACGGCUGCCUACCACGGAUAUUAACGAGUUUUUCGCCGACAUGUUGCUCUCUAAAUCUGCCACUGCUCCCGGGACCAGCUCAUCACGGGCCUGCCCGGCCACGUGCGGGGCUCUCAUCGCAGCUAAGGACUCUCACGAGUUCUGCGUGGUCUGCUUGGGCCUCAAGCAUGCAGAAGAGGCUUUGGAGAACCCGGAGCAUUGCAGCCAUUGCCUUGUGCUGCCGAAAAAGCUCCUGCGACGUCGACUCAAAGUUGCCGCUACCCAGUGUAUCGAGCUCGGCUUUUCUGACUCGGAUGGGGGACACGGUGACGGCGACGCGCCUCCGGGGAUCUCCCAGUGUGCGACGUCGCUUCAUUGGGCUGACCUACCUAAUCCUGCGUUCCCCGAAAAGGAUAUCUUCGGUGGCAACCUCCCGUUCGCUGAUGAACCGGCUGGUUCCGGCAAUGAAGAUGACGCGAGCCUUCUUGGGGUCUCAGAGGACGAGGAGGCCAUCCCACUCUCUGGUUUUUACCAGGUUAACCCCCCGCGGCCUUACCCCAGUCCAUCCUCCUGGACGUGUGCGAUCGAGCGGCCGCUCGCCUUAACAUUCCGUGGCCGGCUCCGCAGAGCACCACCGACCAGGAGAGGGAUGUGUAUGAUGGGAAAGUGCUGGGUCCCCCGCCCGGCCCGAGGAAACAACUCUUCCCCAUCCUGCCAGCGUGCGCGAAGCACGUGAGGCACUACUGGAGCGACCCGCUGAACCUCAAACACGGUCUCGCGGGUCUGGAGGUGAAAGACAUGGCGGCUCUCGGCUUGGGUGAUCCCCCCGCUGUCGAGCCGUCGAUCGCCAGGCAUCUCAACCCCAUCCAGGGCGGGCUGCUCGCCCCUCCGAAGCCGGUCUUGGCAAGCAAAAUGGACCGUUUUUCUGCCUCUGUUCAUCAGGCCACUUAUAAAUCCUCGGCCUUGGCUGUCAGGGCUCUCAAUGUUUCGUCCCUGCUUUCCGCUUACCAGGCGGAAAUUUUGGAGGAUUUGGGGCAGCAGCUGGACAAAGGAUCCCCCUCGCCAACCUUGUGGAACGAGAUCCUUACGGUCAACGACCUCGCCCUCCACAAUGCUCGGCAGGCUGUCCAAGUUUGCGGGCGCUCCAUGGCGCUUUCUGUAGUGGGGGAGCGUGCUCUCUGGCUGAACCUGUCGGGACUUCCUGACAGUGAGAAGAGGCGCGUUGCGGGUGCUCCGGUCGAGCCUGGCCAGGCUCUCUUCGGUCCCGCCGUGGCUUUGAUGCAGCAACGGUGCGACGACAAAAAGAAAGAGGACGAGGCUUUCAAGUUGUGCCUCCCUAAGAAAGCUGCUCCGCGUCAGUUGCCCACUGCGCGUUUGCCUAACCCCCCCCCCGUCACGGUGCGAAACCCGCAUCAUAGCAGGGAGAAAUCGCGCAACAAACCCCCUCCACGGCAGAGUAACCCACCCUCUGCUAAACCCUGGGGAAGAACGUCUCCCGCCGCGGCUGGGAAACCCGCCCAACCCAACCCCGACCGAUUCUAAACGCAAGCGGCCGGCCUGAUGUCCGACCAUUGGGGGCAGAGAGUCCUCGUUCACGAGCCACAAGCUCCUUCUGUCCCAGAGCCCCUGUCCAAAAGACGGAGGUUUUCUCGCGGAGGGACCGGCCAGGGUUCCCAGCCCGUGCCUUCAGUGGACACUGUGUUUCCUCCCCCCACGUUCAGGGGGUCGGUUGCGAGGGAAUGUGCUCAAACAGUGUCACCACACAGCACACACAUUGUUCCCCUCACCCAACUAAUAAAGGCUUCGGCCCCGGUGUUCCCCAACACAAAAAACACAAUGAAACAAACGAAUAUAUUGAAUUUGUUUCAGGGAGAGUACGUCUCUCUGCAGAGAGAGAACAUCUUUCUAAAUCCACGCAUGUCGCCCCUAGUGUGUCCGCUAGAUGGCGCCAUUGCAUCGCAAAGGAGCCAACAGAGCGUAUGUGAGGAUUUCGGCGCUUCACCGGCCCCAGUGGGGAUGCUCGCGAAUUACGAGUCCGCCUGGCAGACUGUUGCGCCUCCAGAGUGGGUGAUGCGAACAAUUAUGCAGGGUUACAGACUGCAGUUUGUAAUGAAACCCCCGCUUUUCAACGGCGUUCUCUCUUCUCACGCGGAGGAGAGCUCCGCUCACAUUCUGAAUGAAGAAAUCUCUUCUCUCUUAAUGAAGGGAGCGAUUCAGGUGGUACCUCCCAGCCUGAUAAGUCAAGGGUUUUAUUCCCGUUAUUUCCUGGUCCCAAAGAAGGACGGCUCUCUCCGCCCCAUCUUGGACCUCCGGAUGUUGAACAAACAUUUGAGGAAAUACAAUUUCAGAAUGUUAAACCACGGCACUCUGGCCUGCACCAUAAAACAGAACGACUGGUUCACUUCGGUCGAUCUCAAGGAUGCUUUUUUCCUCAUAAGCAUUUAUCCGCCACACAGGAAGUUUCUUCGUUUCGCCUAUCUAGGCAUAUGUUACGAAUUCACUGUUCUUCCUUUCGGGCUCUCACUCAGCCCUCGGACUUUUUGUCUGUGUACGGAGGCGAGCUUGGCUCCCCUGAGAAUGUCAGGUCUGCGGAUUUUGACAUACAUAGACGAUUGGCUCAUCGUGGCCGAAUCGGAAGAGAAAGUGCUGCGGGACACCUGCAGCGUGCUUACACACAUCACAUCUCUCGGGUUCAGGGUGAAUGUGACCAAAUGCAAUUUUACACCCAGCCAGAGUGUGAUUUUCCUGGGCUUGGAGCUGAGCUCGGUCUCCAUGUGAGCGCGUCUCUCCCAGGAGCGCGUCCUCUCUCUAAUGAGCUGCGUGUCGCAGUUCAGAGAGGGGGCGAGAGUGCAGUAUCGCACAUGCCUCAGAUUGCAGGGUCUUAUGGCUUCAGUUAUCCAAGUUUUGCCGCUGGGACUUCUGCAAAUGAGAGCAUUCAUGAAAUGGGUUUUGUCACUACAUUUCAGCCCGGUACGGGAUCUCUGCCGCUCUGUGACAGUGACGCGCGCCUGCACGGCAGCUCUUCGCCACUGGAGAGACGCGGACUUUUACGCACAGGGGACCCGUUUGGGAAUGGUAGUGAUGCGGAAAGUUGUGACGACAGAUGCGUCCCUAACAGGCUGGGGUGCCACCCAGGAGGGCAGAGUGGUGAACGGUGUGUGGCCGAGCAUACUACGUUCAGCACACAUAAAUUAUUUAGAGCUCCUGACCAUAUGGAAAGCUCUGAAUUAUUUUCUGCCUCGCCUGCUAGGACAUCAUGUGCUCGUACGCUGCGACAAUACCACAGCAGUCGCGUAUAUCAAUCUGCAGGGCGGCUUAUGCUCACCGAAACUUCACGCUCUAGCUCACAAGCUUUUGGUGUGGAGCGGGCGGUUUUUCCUGUCGUUACGCGCGACUCAUGUUCCAGGCAUUCUGAACAGAGGUGCGGACCUUCUGUCGAGGGGGAACCCACUCUACGGAGAUUGGCGCCUCCACCCUCAGAUAGUGGGCAUGAUAUGGUGGAGAUUCGGACAGGCAACCGUAGAUCUAUUCGCCUCGCGCGAAAACAACCAUUGUCCUAUGUUCUUCUCGCUAAAGGACUCGGACGCGCCCCUCGGGGUGGACGCACUGGCCCACCCAUGGCCCAAGCUGCUGCUGUAUGCUUUUCCUCCUCUGUGCCUGAUAAUUCCCACACUGGCCAGAGUGAGAGAGAAGGGCCUGUCUCUCCUUCUAAUAGCUCCCAGGUGGCCCAAAGCACCGUGGCUGGCAGAGAUAAUCCCUCUGUUAUACGCCCAGCCGUGGCGCCUCCCCCUCCGCACAGACCUAUUGUCUCAGGCGAAUGGGGAAAUUUAUCACCCACACCCGGACAGGGUGGCUCUCUGGGUCUGGCCCGUGAGAAGUCAAACUUAAACGCGCUGGGGCUUCACCCGCGUGUGGUUGCCACUAUACAAAAUGCCAGGGCCGUUUCUACACGGUCCUUGUAUGGUUGUAAGUGGCAAGUGUUUGAAGAGUGGUGUGAUGGGCGCAGUCUCACAUCAUAUCAGUGCUCAGUUCCUGAUAUUUUGUGUUUCUUACAGGACCUUAUGGAUAAAGGCAGGUCUUUUUCCACAAUUAAGGUGUACCUGGCAGCUAUUUCUGCCUGUCAUGUGGGCUUUGAGGGCUCAACAGUCGGGCAGAAUCCUUUAAUCCGCAGAUUUAUGAAGGGUGCCCAUCGCUCCUUGCCAGUCAUCAGGAGAACCGUCCCUGAAUGGGACCUCUCCUUGGUGCUUGAGCCCCUGGGAGGUAUUUCCUUGAAGCUGUUGUCUUUCAAGACGGCUUUGCUCUUGGCCUUGGUAUCAGCCAAACGUGUCAGUGAGCUACAUGCACUCUCAAUACAUCCCUCGUGCACGAAAUUCUCUUUGAGUGGAGAUAAGGUUUUUCUUAAACCUAACCCGGCUUUUAUGCCUAAAUGUUUCCCUGCGUUCACUUCGGAGGUGUUGGAGCUGUCCGCUUUUCACCCUCCGCCUUUUUCCUCUGCGGAGGAUCAGAGGCUGAAUGCUCUGUGUCCUGUUCGUGCAUUACAGGCAUAUAUGUCCAAGACCAGUGCUUUCCGGAAGAGCGACCAGCUCUUUAUUUCGUGGGCACCCCCUCAUAAGGGGAGUCCCAUAUCUAAACAGCGCCUCUCACAUUGGCUUGUGAACGCUAUAGCAGUUGCAUAUGUAUCAAGGGGAGUGCAGCCCCCAGGUACCAUCAGAGCUCAUUCCACGAGGGGCUUAGCUGCCUCUUGGGCUUUGUUCAGGGGAGUAUCACUGCAGGACAUCUGCUCUGCAGCCAGCUGGGCUUCUCCCCAUACGUUUGUGCGUUACUACCGAUUGGAUGUCACCAAAACCUCGGUAGCACAUUCUGUUUUAGGAGUGGGGUCUUCAUAGCCCCUCCUUGUUAUAUUCCUUCACCUCCUGUUUACACAUUGUUAUGGUAACGAGGGUUGAACGGGCCGGUGGGCCGUGCGCAUUCAUGUCACCAAGCAUGCAUUCACAUUCCGGCCUGGGUGGUAUAUAUGUGUUGCUGGGUUAAUUACAUGUGUGUGCCUCAUACAUGUUCCUGUCCUGUAUGUGCGCAGCAGCUAUGCGUGCGCAUCAGGGCUGCCAGGGACAUAAUUAUGGGACGUGUCAUGCACCGCCCCUUUGGGGGUGACCGUUUUUUCUGGCUUUCAGAACCUCACUGUGAGUGUAUUGGGCAAUCGGGGAGCUGUCCAUGUCUCUCCCAUAGGUGGAUCUCGAAACGAGAUGAUGAAAGAGAACAAUAGGUUACUGUCGUAACCCCGGUUCUCUGAAACAUCGAGUGGAGAGAUCCACCAGCUU